Molecule: messenger RNA, 1976 nt
Organism: Phyllostomus discolor (pale spear-nosed bat)
Lineage: Eukaryota; Metazoa; Chordata; Mammalia; Chiroptera; Phyllostomidae
Gene: PLPP5
Product: phospholipid phosphatase 5
Exons: 4
Coding region: 310-993 (227 amino acids)
Biological process (GO): phospholipid metabolic process
Molecular function (GO): phosphatidate phosphatase activity
Source: RefSeq, a predicted model, not a curated record
AGCCCCUCUUCUGCUCCUUGGCACUCGUUGUUGCUUUAAUGCUGGGAGCAUCCUGGCUCAUUUGUCUUUGCAGGGAACUUAUUGCUCUCUUUGUUGGUGUCCUAAGGUGUUGCUUCCUGCUGUGCUCAAGAUUUUGCAUCCUAAUGUUUUAAGAUCCAGAUUUAGAGAGCAUCUGGCCUUCUGUUUUGGCUCAGGAGCCCUGUUCUGUGAGCUGUUCCUUGGGAUGGGCCUGGAGUAGCUGCUCAUUUAGAAUGAUGCUGUGUUUGCUGGCAGAGCUGCCCAGUGCCCAUUUAACCCACAGACACCGAGAUGCAAACUCUGUCUGUCCUGGGAACUGUGGCGUCUGGUGCAUGUAUGUCACUGCCAUCCCUCUUCCCUGUAGGAGCUUCUUUGACAACUAGUUUUGUGGUUUGGUUUUUCACGUUUCCAUGUUCUGGUUCAGGCCAUUGCAUUUCUCUCUCCGCUGACUUUGAUCCUCCUGGCCAAAUGUCUCAAGAAGGCAGACACGACAGACAGCAAACAAGCUUGCCUGGGCCACGCCCAGACUUCUUCUACCGUUGCUUCCCUGAUGGGCAAGCCCGUUCUGACUUGACGUGCACAGGAGAUGAGGACGUGGUGAAUGAGGGCCGGAAGAGCUUUCCUAGUGGACAUUCUUCCUUUGCAUUUGCUGGUCUGGCCUUUGCUUCCUUCUAUCUGGCGGGGAAGUUACAUUGCUUCACACCACAAGGUCGUGGGAAAUCUUGGAGGUUCUGUGCCUUUCUUUCACCUCUGUUUUUUGCAACUGUGAUUGCACUGUCCCGGACCUGUGACUACAAGCAUCACUGGCAAGAUGUACUAGUUGGAUCCAUGAUCGGCCUGACUUUUGCCUAUGUCUGCUACAGGCAGUAUUAUCCUCCUCUGACUGAUCCGGAAUGCCAUAAACCAUUUCACAACAGAGCUGUACUUCCCAACGCACAAAAGAUGUCUAGUGAUCCUUAUCAUUUUGAUGUUUAGAAAUUGGAGCUACCUCUAUGGAGAAUAGUAGGUGAAUCAGCCGGUCCUAUCUGGACCACGGUUAAGAUAGGCAUGUCUUACCUUUGACCUCUCAAGAGGUACUGUGAGGACAUCAGCACUUCACUUUUGCUUCCAAAUGAUUAUGCAGUCUUGCCUCUGGUCACGUGAAUUUAGCAUGAGGAGUCAAAGAUCUUUUUUACUAUGAUAUGCCACACAUUCUGAUAAAGAGAUCUUUCAAUAGUCCUCCAACAGCUUAUGAAUCUGGUCCAUCAGACUGGUAUCCCAAGAUCUACAGUGUUUUUACAUUUAAUUUAAAUGCCGUUCUGGGAAGGAUCUUGUCACAAAGAAGCCUUUGCAUAGCCCCACUUUAUCUUAGGAGCUAAGUUACUUAUUAAAACUUCAUUUUCGAUACCUCAAAACCUUAAAAUUUAGGGGCACAACUAAGUUAUUUUGGUUUAGUUUACUUUUUCUGGUGACAAUUCCAUAAAGCCUUAAAGAGGAAAGUGUCUGUGGCUUGUUUACCAUUGUCACGCGUAUCUUAUCCUAGUCCCCGCAGAUAAUACUGUGGGCAUAAAUAAUCUGUCAAAUUACUAAAUAAAAAAGAAAAUGGUUAGGAGUAUGAUUUCAGUGCUAACAACUGAUGACUGUUACUACCUCAUUUGUCCUUAACUGAGCUCAGGAGUUCCCUUCCCUCCCUUCAUGAGUAAAGAUCUGCCCAAAUGCAUCAACUUUGCCAACUGGCUAAGGCACGAAAGAAAAAUUACAAGUAUCAUUAUGUGGAAGACAAAUCCUUUUCUGUCCCUUCUUCACAAUGAGCUGUAAGGAACAAUUACAGGAUACCAUCAGAAUUGAUGCUACAGUGUCUGCAACUACCUUUCUCUUUAUUGAGAUUAUAUGUUAAAUAUGACCUUGUCUUCUGUAUUUCUUCCUAUAACAUUUUCAGUAUAUCUCUUUUCUCCAGUAAAUGUGAUAUUCAAAUAAAA